AUGCCACGCACGAUAGGCUUCGACGAAAAUCAACCAGGCCGUGACAUGACGGCUAAGAUGGCCUACGGAAGAAAGAAAUUGAGAUUCACCGGUUUUUUNUUUUUUGGAGCUCCAGGAAGGUUUUCUUGGUCCCCACUCAGUAGUAACAAGAUGAAGAAACGUGUUCUAUGCGAACGAUGCAAUAAGUCGUUCUGUGAUAAAGGAGCCUUGAAAAUUCAUACAAGUGCCGUCCACCUGAAAGAGAUGCAUAUGUGCACAAUACCCGGAUGUGGUAAGGAAUUCAGCAGCCGACGGAGCCGAAAUCGCCAUUCGGCUAAUACCAAUCCGAAACUGCACAUGCCCGAAGCUGCACAAACGUUCCGAGAUCAGGUCGGUAUCAAUGCCGCGGCACUCACGAUGGCAGCAGCGCUUUGUCAAUCCCUCUGCAAUGAAGAUGCCGUUUCCUUUUCCAUCGUCUGACUUACAGCUCUUUCUACUUCAGCAACUCGUCCAAGCGCAGGCUCACUCUGCCUUGAACAUGCUGAACAAUCGCGCUUAAGCAUGUUAACAGUAGAGCGAACAGUCGCUCCGACGACGUUCAGAAGCUCGCCACAUUGUUCUGGUUCUCAUCGUUACCGGUAUAACAUUAUGUGUUUCUGGAUUUACCCAGUGUUUUGA
Molecule: messenger RNA, 657 nt
Organism: Haemonchus placei
Lineage: Eukaryota; Metazoa; Nematoda; Chromadorea; Rhabditida; Trichostrongylidae
Source: the annotation of a GenBank genome assembly